This is a messenger RNA of Pelagomonas calceolata, 3303 nucleotides long. The record is from the annotation of a GenBank genome assembly. Lineage: Eukaryota; Pelagophyceae; Pelagomonadales; Pelagomonadaceae.
UGUCGAGCGAUUUGAUUGGAGCCACCUCACGUCGACUCCAGGCACCGCUGCAAGAAGCGAUCGGCAAGCUGUCGUCGUCACGCUCGCAGUACAUCACGACGACGCCGCGCAGCGAGCACCGCAGCCGGCGACGGAGACGCUGCAUGCAGGUGGCAUUGCAGCCGCAGCAAUUACGAAUUAGCCAUGGGUAAAGCGAAGAAGAAGGGCGGCAAGGCCGCCGCGGCAGAUGACGACGACUGGGACGCCUUGCUGGACGCCGAACAAGCCAAUCAAGCCCCGCAACCGCCGCCGCCACCGAAGGCCGAGGCGCCUGCACCCGCAGAACCAGCGAAAGCGGACGGCUCCGACGCCGCCGCCGCAUUUUUAGCAUCGAUGGGUGGCGACGCCCCAGCACCAAAAAAGGACGACAAGAAGAAGAAGAAAAAAGGCAAGAAGCCGCCGCCGAAGAAAAGCGAUGAUGCUCCAGAAGAAAAGAAGCAAUCUAAGAGAGGCGCCGAGAUCGCCGCGCGCUUGGCCGAACAAAAAGCCGCCGAGGAGAAGCUCGCGGCCGAGAAGAAGGCGGCCGAGGACAAGAUCCGCGCCGAGGAAGAAGCCGAGCAGCGCAAGUUGGACGAGGAAAAAAGGAAGCGCGAGGAGAAGCUCGCGCGCAAGGCCGCGGCGCGCGAGGAGGCCCGGAAGAACGGCACUUAUGAAACCAAAAAACAGCGCGAGGCUCGACUCGCUGCCGAACGUAGAAGGGCCUCCAUGCUCGCGUCGGGCAUGAUCAGUGCGGACACGAAGCCGUCGAAGCCCAAGUUCGAACGGAAGAAGAAGAAGGUCGUGGAGAAGGCGCCUGAACCGGAGCCCGAGCCCGAGCCCGAGCCCGAGCCGGAGCCGGAGCCCGCGGCCGAGGAGCCCGUCGACGACUGGGAGGCGGUGGACGACUGGGAGUCCGGCGACGUCGGCGCGAACCUCGAGAAGCUCGCGAACGAGAGCAAGGCCAUCGACGAAGAAGUGGAAGACGAGGCCGAGCUCGAGGCGAAGGCCGAGGCCGAGAAGCUCAAAGAAGCCGGCCGCAAGCUCAAGGAGCGGGAACGCAAGGCCCGGGAGGAGGAGGAGGCCCGCGCGAAGCUCGAGGCCGAGGCCGCCGCGGAGGCGGAUCGCGCGAAGCGGGAGGCCGAGCUGAAGAAGCUCGAGUGCCGCCAGAAGCGGCUGGCGCGGGAGAAGCGUAGGGAUGAUGAUCGAAGCGAGAGUCGUUUGAGGUCUCCGAUCUGUUGUAUCAUGGGUCACGUUGAUACGGGAAAGACGAAGCUGUUGGAUAAGAUAAGGCAGACGAACGUCCAGGACGGCGAGGCCGGCGGCAUCACGCAGCAGAUCGGCGCGACGUUUUUUGAUGAUGCAACUCUGAAGGAGAAGAUACGACCCGUGGCCGCUCAUCUCGCUUCGAUCAAGGAUCAGUCGUCGUCGUAUGUGGACGCUAUUCUCGGGCCGGACCCGGAUGCUCCUCGUUUAACUCUACCUGGGUUGUUAGUGAUCGAUACCCCAGGCCACGAGUCGUUCAGUAACUUGAGAAGUCGAGGCUCGUCGCUCUGUGACAUGGCUAUACUGGUCGUGGAUUUGAUGCACGGUUUAGAGCCGCAGACGCUUGAAUCGAUUAGCAUGCUCAAGAGGAAGCGCACGCCCUUCGUCGUAGCUCUCAAUAAAGUAGACAGGUGCUACGACUGGUCCCCGACCGAAGGGGCUUCUAUUCGCGAAGCUCUCGCCAAACAAGCCCAAAACACUCUAGACGAGUUCGAGCAGAAGAAGGCGAACGCCUUCACGGAGCUCAAUGAACAGAGCUUGAACGUAGCUUUGUAUUGGGACAACGACGACCCCGGGAGCACCGUGAGCGUGGUCCCUACGUCCGCCAUCACGGGGGAAGGUGUCCCUGAUCUAUUGAGAGUUGUGUUAUCUUUGACACAACAACGACUAGCGGCCAAGCUCAUGUUCGGGUACAACCUACAGUGUACUGUGCUCGAGGUCAAGGUCGUAGAAGGUCUCGGCGCUACUCUAGAUGUCAUCCUCGUGAAUGGGUGCUUGCACGCUGGUGAUACGAUGGUCCUGUGCACGCAGGACGGUCCCAUCGUUACUACUGCGCGAGCGUUGUUGACACCGCCACCUUCUCGCGAGACAAGGGUCAAGUCUGAGUUAAUAAAACACGAGUCGCUGGAAGGUGCUAUUGGAUUGAAGAUCACGGGCGAUCCGGAACUCACGAAAGUCGUACCAGGCACGGGUAUACUAGUGAUGCACCAGGACGACGACGUCGAGGACCUCAAGGUCCGUCACACAGCGUGGAUAUCCUUACGCCAUCGACGCGCGUCGUCUGGGGGUCGCCGCGAUGGCGUGAGGUCGCUCGCACCGACGCCGUCGCCGCGACGCCGCCGACGCGAUGCCGUGAGAGCCUACGCGUCUCGCGAACGAACAUUGUAUAUGUGCCACGCAGGAGGAGUGCAUGAAGGACAUCGCCAAUCUCUCAGAUACGUUAGCGACGGAAGCGAAGGGCGUUACCGUGCAGGCUUCCACGCUAGGUGCGCUAGAAGCCUUGCUCGAGUUCCUGCGAAACCCCGGGAAAGAUAGACAGGGCAAAGAACGCCCACCAAUACCCGUGUCCGGCGCCACGGUCGGUCCCAUCCACAAGAAGGACGUCAUCAAGGCGGCGAUCAUGGCCCAGAAGGGUUCGGAGGAGUACUCGUGCAUUUUGGGCUUUGACGUCCCGGUGGACCCCGAAGCGCAGGCCUACGCGGACAAGAACCAGGUCAAGAUCUUCACGGCGGACAUCAUUUACCAUCUCGAGGGUCAUUUCACGAGACAUCUAGAUGAAAUCAUGGAACGCAAGCGGAACGAGGCGCGGGACGUCGCGGUCUUUCCCUCCUUGUUCAAGAUCUCGAAGAAUCAUGUGUUUAACAUGAAGGACCCCAUCAUCCUCGGGGGGGAGGUCGUCGAUGGUAUUCUGAAGGUUGGUACUCCAUUAUGUAUCCCUCAUCUCGGGUUCUUGGAUGUCGGCGUCGUGCAGUCGAUCGAGUGCAAUCAUAAAGAUGUGCAGACGGCUCGCAAGGGCCAGGAGUGCGCCAUCAAAAUCGUGAACCACGGCAACCCGAACAUGACGUACGGGCGGCAGUUCGACCACAACCACCAGCUGUUCUCGAAGGUGAACCGGGCGUCGAUCGACGCCCUCAAGAAGUACUUCAAGGACGACAUGCAGGACGCGGACUGGCGGCUGGUGAUCAAGCUGAAGAAGGUGUUCUCGGUGAUCUAGUCUAGGUGGGUAAGGGUAGUACUUAUCCG